Apis mellifera (honey bee) is the source of this 2719-nucleotide messenger RNA. Its product is annotated as xenotropic and polytropic retrovirus receptor 1-like. The record is from RefSeq and is a predicted model, not a curated record. Gene Ontology annotation, cellular component: cytoplasm; plasma membrane; Golgi apparatus. Lineage: Eukaryota; Metazoa; Arthropoda; Insecta; Hymenoptera; Apidae. Gene Ontology annotation, molecular function: inositol hexakisphosphate binding. Gene Ontology annotation, biological process: phosphate ion transport; cellular response to phosphate starvation. The coding region runs from base 1 to 1764 and encodes 587 amino acids. The transcript is spliced from 11 exons.
AUGAAAUUUGCAGAGCACUUAAGUGCUCAUAUUACACCAGAAUGGAGAAAACAAUAUAUAAAUUACGAGGAAAUGAAAGCAUUACUCUAUGCAGCAGUAGAACAAGCACCAGCUGCAGAUAUAACAGAAUCACAUAUAUUAGAACGUUAUUUUAAUAAAUUUGAUGAACAAUUUUUUCAUUAUUGUGAUAAGGAGUUAGCAAAAAUAAAUACGUUUUAUUCAGAAAAAUUAGCAGAAGCAACGCGUAGAUUUGCAACUCUCAAUAAUGAAUUAAGUGAAAUUCUAUCUGCUUCUGAAAAUGGACAAGGAAGUCAUAAAAUCCGUUAUCGUAAUAAUAUUUUGCAUAAAAAGCCAGUUUCAGCACGAAAACUUCAAGAAUUAAAAUUAGCCUUUUCUGAAUUUUAUCUUUUUCUCAUUUUACUUCAAAAUUAUCAGAAUCUUAAUUUUACUGGAUUUAGAAAAAUAUUAAAAAAACAUGAUAAACUUUUAAAUAUAGAUCUUGGAGCAAAAUGGAGAGCAGAACAUGUAGAUACAGCAUUAUUUCAUACUCAUAAAGAUAUAGAUAGACUCAUUGCAGAAACAGAAGCAUUGGUUACCAGAGAUUUAGAACAUGGAGAUAGACAACGUGCUAUGAAACGUUUAAGAGUCCCUCCUCUUGGAGAACAGCUUUCUCCAUGGAUUACAUUUAAAGUGGGACUUUUUUCAGGAGCUUUUAUUGUUCUUCUUAUAGCAGUAAUACUUUCAGGUGCACGUUAUAGAAAUAAUAAUAAUUGGCGAGUUUUAUGUAGAUUAUAUCGUGGACCACUUCUUAUGAUUCAAUUUCUUUUUCUUAUGGGAAUUAAUGUAUAUGGAUGGAGAUCUUCUGGUGUAAAUCAUGUUUUAAUAUUUGAACUUGAUCCUCGAAAUCAUUUAUCAGAACAGCACAUUAUUGAAAUGGCUAGUGUGUUUGGAUUAGUUUGGUCUUUAUCAAUUUUAGGUUUUUUAUAUAGUGAAACAUUGGGAAUACCACCAUUUGUUCAACCUAUGUUAUUAUAUAUAUUACUAGCUUUAUUUUUGUUUAAUCCAACGAAAACAUUACGUUAUGAAGCUAGAUUUUGGGCACUCCGUGUAUUGGGUAGAAUAUUUUGUGCGCCGUUUUUUUAUGUUGGAUUUGCUGAUUUCUGGCUAGCUGAUCAACUUAAUUCUCUACAUACUGUUUUCUUAGACUUUCAAUAUUUUGUUUGCUUUUAUGUACAAAAUUCUUCAUGGACCACUGUCACUGAUGCGGAAACUUGUAUUAUGCGCGAACUUUCAAUGAGACCAUUUGUGGCUUGUUUGCCAGCAUGGUUCCGAUUUGCACAAUGUUUACGGCGAUAUAGAGAUACAAAAGAAGCUUUUCCUCACCUUAUAAAUGCAGCAAAAUAUGCUACUAGUUUUUUCGUUGUAGUAUUUUCUUAUUUACAUUUAACUAAUGCUAAGUAUUAUGUAUUAUCUACUGAAAAUCCUUAUUUUUAUUUGUGGAUAACUGCAAGUAUUAUGAGUUCUUGUUUUACAUAUACAUGGGAUAUAAAAUUAGAUUGGGGAUUAUUUGAUAGUAAUGCAGGAGAAAACAAAUUUCUUAGGGAAGAAAUUGUUUAUUCUUCUCCAUAUUAUUAUUAUUUUGCAAUAAUUGAAGAUUUUAUACUUCGUUUUGGUUGGGCAUUUUCAUUGUCUCUUACUGAAAUGGGAUACGUACAUGCAGAUUUAAUGGUUUCUAUAAUUGCACCAUUAGAAGUAUUCAGAUAGACUGGAUCAAUUAGUGAUUUUAAACAUUCUGGCCAUCCUUCAACAUAAAACAUCGAAGCAGUUCAUAAGUUCAGUUCAAGCAUUCUCAGUAUUGCUGAGAAUCCAGGGACAUCGUGGUCAAGAAUUGGACAUUUCGAGAAGUUCUCUACAGCGUAUUCUCACGACAGAUUUGCAUCUUCAUACUUACAAAGUUCAAUUGAGUCAGAAAAACUGAAGCCUACUGACCACACAAUAGAACUUAUUGACAACGAAUAGAAUUCGUUGAAUAAAUUAUGAAACAACAACAAGGAUGCUGAUUUUUCGAACAAAAUCAUCUUCAAUAAUGAGGCUCGUUUUCAUUCUUGAUGUAUUGGUUAAUCAAAACAACAAAAUUGUCGUAUUUGGAGUUUAGAAAAUCAAGUGAUUAUUAAGAAAUUGUAUUGUUACUAUUUGGUGGAGAUUUUGGGCUGGAGAUAUUAUCGGAUCAUUCUUCUUCGAAAAUGCGGUUAGGCAAUAAUAGUUAAUAAUGCUUGUUCGCAUCGCGACAUGAUUCAAUUUUUUGUGCCUAAAUUGUAAGAUAUAAAUGUGGACAACAUGUGAUUUCAACAAAACAAUGCCACAGUCUGAGAAACAAUUCAAUUACUAUACGAAUCAUUUCCUUUGUGUAAUUUCCCAUUUUAGUGAUCAGAAUUGAUUUAGAUCGUGCGAUUUAACACCGUUGGAUUUGGGGGGGGGGGGAAGUUUGAAAUCUAAGAUUUAUGCCGAUAAGCCCUCGAUCAUUCACAGCUUAAAAAAGGAAAUUGAGCGUUAUAUUAAAUUCAGCUAUAUUUAUGCAAAACGGUCAUGAAAAAUUUCAGCAAGAAUACGUAUGUGUCAACAAAGACGUGGAGGAUUCGUCAUUUACUCGAUAUUCCAUAUAUAACUCUAUAUUGUAUAUUUUAUAAAUCAAUAAAAAAUUACAAUUUUUAAUUAUAAA